Molecule: messenger RNA, 1265 nt
Organism: Rhinichthys klamathensis goyatoka
Lineage: Eukaryota; Metazoa; Chordata; Actinopteri; Cypriniformes; Leuciscidae
Gene: mgme1
Product: mitochondrial genome maintenance exonuclease 1
Exons: 4
Coding region: 153-1163 (336 amino acids)
Biological process (GO): mitochondrial DNA replication
Cellular component (GO): mitochondrion
Molecular function (GO): single-stranded DNA exodeoxyribonuclease activity
Source: RefSeq, a predicted model, not a curated record
GUUCAAACUGCGCUCCAUUUGAAUCUGAAAUGUAGUAACAUCGUGAUCGCUUACUUUUUUUUGUUUAUUUAUCUUAAUCUAUCUAUCCAUUUUCCAAAGCAUGAGAAAGUUGAUGUAAACAUCCCCAUAGAAACCGGAUAAGAACAUUACAUAUGACGAUUACAAUGCAAGUAUUGAAGCUAUUAAUACAAUGCAAGUGUGCGAGAUCAAUGGGCUUCCCCUCUGGUCAGUUCUCGCGUGUGGACAACUUUUCAACCAGCUGUCAAUGGCGAGCAAGCAAAAAGGUCAGUCAAUACAGCACAGUGGACACAGAGCGCUACUCGUCUCUGGUGCGUGCGGUGUUGUCCUCAAAAACCAGUUCACAGACUCCUGCGAGCAUCGAGGAUGAGGACUGUCAGCUGUACGGACCUGUAAUAAGAUCCAGACCGCCUUCACAACAGCCCAAAGUACCUAAAAACCUGCAUCCACUGUUAAAUGAGGCCAAAGGUCAGUCGGAAUAUGUGCCGGGACCUUUGGCUCGUAUAACAUUACAGAGGGACUCUAAUACGACAUCACCUAGUGUGACCCGAAUCCUACAGAAGACCAUGCCACCUGACCAAGCCUUUUACCUGGAGAGGUGGAAGAGAAGGAUGAUUGCUGAACUCGGAGAGGAAGGAUUUAAAGAAUACAGCUUGAACAUUUUCAGACAAGGACAGCUGUUCCAUUCUGCCAUUGAGGACCAUUUCACCCAGGAAACCCCUUCUAAAGAGGACCCUGAUCGCCCAUUGGAGGUGUCCGGAUUUGUAGAGAGUGCGUCUCAUGUGCUGAAUGAUAUAACAGGAGUGAGAGCUAUUGAGAGUGCUGUGCAUCAUUCUACUUUACAGUACCUGGGGAUUGUAGAUUGUAUUGCCCAGUACAGAGGUUCAUUGUGUGUCAUUGACUGGAAGACCUCUGAAAAGCCUAAGCCCUUGCUUCGCCAUACUUAUGACAAUCCAUUACAAGUAGCUGCAUACAUUGGAGCCUUGAACAGUGACAACAACUACAGCUACCAGGUAAAAAACGGUUUAAUUGUGGUGGCCUACAAAGAUGGAUCACCCGCACAUGCUCACUUUUUGAACUCACAGCAGAUUAGGCCAUUCUGGGAGAAAUGGCUGCUUCGACUAGAAGAGUAUGCAGAAAAAUAAAACGGCUUACAAAUCAAGCUGAUGCUACACAAUGUGUAGUUUAACUGUAAAUGUUUGUUUUACAUGUGAUACAAAGAAUAAAUAGUUGUGUUGUACACAUUU